AUGUCUGGCGCAGACACGGCCGACUCAGCGACGUCCGCACCGCCGAACCCGCCCACUGCCGCCAAUGACGUGCCGCAACCCCAUGAACGUCCGACUUUUGUCACUCCGCGGGACUUCCUUGAGCAGGGGAGGCCGAUCCUGCCGCCGAGGGCUUUGACCGCGGUAGACAAAGAGCAGCUGGACGGCCUGAGAACCAUCCGCGCGUUUCUGAAGGUGCGGACGAGCUACGACGUGCUGCCGCUCAGUUACCGCUUGAUCAUAUUCGACACAGCGCUGCUCGUCAAGAAGAGCCUAAACAUACUCAUACAAAACGGCAUCGUUUCUGCCCCUUUGUGGGAUUCUAAAACAUCGACCUUCGCCGGUCUGCUCACGACAUCCGACUACCUGAAUGUGAUUCAGUAUUACUGGCAGAACCCUGAUGCCCUUGCCAGAGUCGACCAGUUCCGCCUGAACAGUUUGCGCGACAUCGAAAAGUCCCUCGGCGUUACGCCCAUAGAAACAGUCUCCAUCCACCCUGAACGACCGCUCUACGAAGCAUGUCGCAGAAUGCUCGAAGCCCGCGCCCGUCGCAUACCCAUUGUUGACUUUGACGAUGAGACGCGCCGCACCACAGUUGUCAGCGUUAUCACACAAUACCGACUGCUCAAGUUCGUGGCUGUGAACGUGAAGGAGACGCAGAAGCUGCGCAAACCACUAAAAGAGUUGAUGAAGGUGGGAACAUAUGACAAUCUGGCAACGGCGUAUAUGGAUACACCUGUCAUGGAUGUGAUUCACAUGCUGGUGAAGAAGAGCAUCUCGAGUGUUCCAAUCAUCGACAAACAAGGCACGGUUCUCAACGUCUUCGAGUCCGUUGAUGUUAUCACGCUCAUCAAGGGCGGAAUCUACGACGAUUUGAAUCUCAGCGUUGGCGAUGCUCUGCUCAAGCGCUCAGAAGACUUUCCCGGCAUCUACACAUGCUCGAUGCAAGAUCAGCUUUCCACCAUAUAUGACACGAUUCGCAGAUCCCGCGUGCAUCGCUUCAUCGUCAUCGACGAGGAGAACAAGCUUAAGGGCGUAUUGACUUUAAGCGACAUUCUCGAGUACACUUUACUGGAAGGCGAAGAAAACGAAUAG
Molecule: messenger RNA, 1113 nt
Organism: Didymosphaeria variabile
Lineage: Eukaryota; Fungi; Ascomycota; Dothideomycetes; Pleosporales; Didymosphaeriaceae
Gene: SNF4
Product: AMP-activated serine/threonine-protein kinase regulatory subunit
Exons: 6
Coding region: 1-1113 (370 amino acids)
Source: RefSeq, a predicted model, not a curated record